AUGAGAAACAUUGUCUUGUGCUGUCCAUUCCUGGUGUAUAAGGCGGUGACAGGAGGACCGUUUGGGGCAUACGAAUUAUUUACUUCUGACAACACUCGUAACAUAAACAAUCUGGCUGCCCAACAACUGACCAAUCAGGUCCUAGACCACUAUAAAUCCGAGGUGUUAAAUAACUGGCAAAGUAAUGAUAUAUCUAAGAUAAGAGUGUCCUACUUCGCUGGGGGCACCGAGGCACAGUACUUUGUUUUUAACGCAACAGGGGCAACAAAGACGGACUGGUUUAGUCGCUAUAGAGUGUUAGAGUCUAGCUACGACAUCUCUGCUUUUGCUGUAACAACUGGAAAAGUAGGAGAAUAUUUUAGUAUAAAAGGGUAAUAAAUCAUGCAAAAUCUUUUAUCUCCACCCAUUAUAAAGCGCAAUUUCUACAUCAAUGAGGGGUACUACGGGUGUUCAUCUGACCAGGGAUGGGUCAUGAUGAUAGAUGGACCAGGACCUUGUUCUAUGGACUGGGUGACCACCACAACUAUUCACUAUGUUAAUACCAUAUCUCAUUCACUAAUGCCUGGCCUGACUGCAGAUUUUAUGGCCAUUUUUGUGGAGAGAGAGAUUUGUCUUGGCAAUAGCGCCAUUUCAAAUAAUAACAACCAACAAAAAGCAAAUCAGACAACUGACAUAGAACAGAAAAUAUACGAAAUCAAGACCAACCUAACGGUUCCUGUCAAUUCUACGUCACAGUAUAUACGAAGCAAAACAUGCGCAGAAGAUGACAGGAUGUCGUCACGAACUAUAGGAAGUGUGCUUGGAGCAGGUCUUUUAUCGCUUCUAGCUAUCUUCAUUUUGUUGUCGGAUGUACUCAAGGUCUGUCGUUAUUUAACAGAGAGGAUUUAUGAAAACUGCUCUAAAAACAGAAGUAAACGAAGUCCCCGAAACAAAUAAUUUCCAGCCGUCACUACACCUCAUUAUUUUAAUUUUUGAAUUACUCUCUACAAAUGAAAAUAAGAGAAUAUCCGUAUAAAAUUUGCAUUACAUAGAGUUCCUAAACAUUGGUUGUUGU
This is a messenger RNA of Saccostrea cuccullata (small rock oyster), 1054 nucleotides long. RefSeq lists its product as uncharacterized. NCBI's taxonomy places the organism in Eukaryota, Metazoa, Mollusca, Bivalvia, Ostreida, Ostreidae. The transcript is spliced from 6 exons. The record is from RefSeq and is a predicted model, not a curated record.